UCCUAACGUAUUUUACACCAGAAAUCUGAUUUCUUCCCUUUAGAGUCUUGUUAUGGAUAAGCAAAUCCUUGUUGUUGGAUUGACAUGCGUCGAUAUCAUCAAUUACGUCAGGAGCUAUCCAGUUGAAGAUAGUGAUUCUCGAAUAUUAAAACAGAUUUGGACACCUGGAGGCAAUGCAACCAAUAAUGUGAUCGUAUUGAAUCAGCUCAAUCCUUAUUCAGUACUAUUUUCCCCAAUUCCAAUCAACUGCACCCUUAUUACAUCGUUAUUGGCCAAAGUUGGUAUUUCAUUGAAACACUGUCUUCAUCGUUUGGAUGGUGAUUUGCCGACGUCAACAGUAAUUGUCAGUGAGGGGACUGGCUCCAGAACGAUUAUGCAUUACAGAGGGCAGUUGCAAGAGCCAAAUUGCGACGAGUUUCAGCUCGCUUUCCCAGAUAUCAACAUUUUUUCCUGGAUACAUUUUGAAGGAAGAAAUUUUGAAAAUCUUAUCACGAUGAUAGAAUAUGUUCAUAUAUCGCGACAAAAUAAUGAAAGGCCAAAAUUAUCAUUGGAAUGUGAAAAAGUUCGAGAUUUUGAAACUCUUGAAAAUGCUAUACCAUUUGUAGACGUUAUCUUUGUGUCGAAAGAUUUUGCAAGGAAGAAGGGUUUCCAAAAUAAGGAAGAAGCUGUAUUUGGUAUGCAGCAAAAUUUCGGUGCUUCACGUGCUAUCGUAAUUUGUCCAUGGGCUGAACAGGGCGCAGCUGCUCGACAUACUGCCAAUGGAGAGAUGAUAUCAGUAGAUGCAUAUAUGCAAGCUGGACCAGCUAUUGAUACACUUGGAGCUGGGGAUUGUUUUAUCGCAUGCUGUAUACAUUUCCUCAAUGAGGGUAACAGUUUAAGAGAGGUGCUAGUAAAAGCUUGCCGAAUUACUGGCAAAAAAGUAGCUAAACGAGGAUUGCUUGAAUUGGACGUAAGCUGAAGAAACAGUUCUUAAGAGAUGCGAAAUCUCAAUAUGAAUAUAAAUUGGGCAAGACAGUGGAUAAUUUUAGUAACGAAUGAUAAAGAGUUAAAAAAGAGGUGAUCAGGCUUCCG
Messenger RNA from Loa loa (African eye worm), 1071 nucleotides. RefSeq lists its product as hypothetical. The record is from RefSeq and is a predicted model, not a curated record. Lineage: Eukaryota; Metazoa; Nematoda; Chromadorea; Rhabditida; Onchocercidae. The transcript has 7 exons. The coding region runs from base 53 to 958 and encodes 301 amino acids.